AUGCAAUGUACCGGACACACAACAAGUUCAUCAUUGUGCAGCAUGAGUCGAAUCCUUACCGGUAAAGGGUCAACUGUUAUCAAUGUGAACUGUCCACCAAAUAACAAAAAAUGCUAUCAAUCGAUGAAUCGCUUAGAAUAUGGACAACGUCCAUUACAUGGUUUAACUGUGGAUCCAAUAACGGCUACUUUCUUUGCAUUUACAUUCUUCAUUAAUAUUUUAACAGUUAAAUUAUUCUAUAGUGAUUUGACCAAUGCUAUCAUAUCAAUCUAUCAGAUGUAUUCCGGUACAGCACCAUCGAAAAUUCGACAGUCACAUUAUAAUUUGCUACGAAAUAUGGAAGAAAAAGUUAUCUCAUGGAAUACGUGCAUAUCGAUCAACACGAAAAUGAUAACCUUUUUAAUGCAACCGAGAAAUAAACAAAAUACUAGCGAUGAUGUCAAGUUUACAUUAGAUAUUUGGCAGAAGAAGUUCAAAAUGGCUGAAUGUCAUCAAGGAAAAAAGCAAUCUAUGAAAAAUGAGGCUUUGGCAAAACAUUAUGAUAGGAGUGAGCGAUCACUUCGACAGGAAUGGUAUAGGAAUAGUACAUUGAUGAAAGUUAGUUACUCACAUUGGCGUGCUCAAGAACGGAAUCAGACGGGAAAACAAAUGCGUAGAACACUGAAACAUCUUUUUGAGCUAUAA
This is a messenger RNA of Acanthocheilonema viteae, 684 nucleotides long. NCBI's taxonomy places the organism in Eukaryota, Metazoa, Nematoda, Chromadorea, Rhabditida, Onchocercidae. The record is from the annotation of a GenBank genome assembly.